Molecule: messenger RNA, 966 nt
Organism: Puccinia triticina
Lineage: Eukaryota; Fungi; Basidiomycota; Pucciniomycetes; Pucciniales; Pucciniaceae
Exons: 15
Coding region: 1-966 (321 amino acids)
Biological process (GO): protein peptidyl-prolyl isomerization
Molecular function (GO): peptidyl-prolyl cis-trans isomerase activity
Source: RefSeq, a predicted model, not a curated record
AUGAUGUCCCAGAGUGGAUACAUCAACUUUUAUGACAGUUGCGAGCAGAGUGACCGAUACAUAAAAGAAGACCCACACUCGGUUUCUUUGAUUCCCCAGACGAUCAGUUUGGAUUCUCAACACGAUUAUCUUCGUCGAUCGGACUCACUCUUUGCGAGAUCUCCUCCUCCCAAAGUCCAGGUCGAAACGCUCUUCAAACCUUCUUCUUGUCUGCUUACCUCUCAAGUCGACGACCAAUUAGCGGUGACGUAUGUAGGAACGUUAACGGAUACCGGAAAACAAUUCGACGCUGCUGAGGACCGCAAUAGUCCAUUCGUCUUCAAACUCGGCGUUGGAGAGGUUAUCAAAGGUUGGGAUCAAGGAAUGAUGGGUAUGUGUGAAGGAGAAAAGAGGGUGUUGAAAAUCCCAUCCGAGUUGGCUUAUGGACAUGGUGGUGCCGGGAAUGAUAUUCCUCCAGAUGCACCAUUAACAUUCCGGGUCGAAUUAAUCAAAAUCCAGAACCGAAAAUCGAAGCCAAGUAAACUGGAGAUUCAGACGACGUUUCAGCCUGACUCCUGUCCGAUGAAAUCCAGGGAUGGGGAUCAAAUGGCAAUGACAUAUGUCGGAACGUUGAAAUCUAAUGGGAUUCAAUUCGACGCCAUCAAAACCCCAGACCAUCCUUUCGAAUUCAAACUCGGAGCUGGUCAGGUUAUCCAGGGAUGGGAUCAAGGCUUGAAAGAUAUGUGCAUUGGCGAACGAAGGAGACUGGUCAUUCCUUCUUCUAUGGCGUAUGGUGCUCGUGGUGAAUCAUCUGCCAGUCCGCCAAUUCCACCUAAUGCUGAUCUGGUUUUUGAUACCGAGCUCAUCGACAUCCGCAAUAGGCCUCACAAGCCUGAUACUGGUCAUGAUGAAGGUCGUUGGGUUUGGAGGUGGUCCGUGAUCGAAAGUCUGGGCUACUUCCUCGAAUGCUUCUUAAUCUUCUUUUAA